Molecule: messenger RNA, 5107 nt
Organism: Bemisia tabaci
Lineage: Eukaryota; Metazoa; Arthropoda; Insecta; Hemiptera; Aleyrodidae
Gene: MEP-1
Product: zinc finger protein MEP-1
Biological process (GO): positive regulation of transcription by RNA polymerase II
Cellular component (GO): nucleus
Source: RefSeq, a predicted model, not a curated record
GUCGAAGGGAAUGUAGAUAGGCUGAGCUAAAAGUGGGCCAUGAAUUUUAUUUAAUUUCUCCUCAAAAUCGUAAUUUUGUCUCAGUGUCGGAAGCAUUUUUAGUUUAUUAUUUUUGAUUGUUUUUAUGCGCUGUGAUAUUCGAAUACCGGUCUCGCUUAUCAAGGGACUCGUUAUUGGUUAUGUAUUUGUUUUGUUUGGUCUAACUGAAGUAGCCCCCCUAAAGUUUGGUCCCUAAUUUCUUUUGAAAAUGUUUAAACUGUGAUAAUACUCCUACUUAAUAGAAGAUUAUAUUGCAUUCCAAUGGGAAGUUUUGCUCUUAGUUGUAGGUGUGUUUUAACCCCCAACGGAUGUCCACUACCUACCCUCUGCAGAUGUACCUACGUUGUCGGACGGAUUAAUCCGACAAUAUCAGGUGAGGCCCCAUCCGGGUGAAUGAAGUGCCUCCUAUUCCUGCCCAUGGCCUCAUUAUACCUCUGUUGAUCAAAUUUAUUGAUAUUUUUAUUGUUGAUUAUCAUUUUUUCCAAGGAGAAGUCUUGAUCAUUAACUCUUAAUCUAUGUCAAAUGGCAGAUACCGCAGAAGAAGCAAGUAAUAAUGUUAGCGAUGCUGCCAGUGAUGACAAAGUUGUGAAAGUCAAUGGUGAAAUGAACGGGUCUUAUUGUGAUGGCGAAGAGCCAAUGGAUGUGGACUCGGAUUCAGCCGCAUUGAAGCACAAACUCUUAAAUUCUAAAUCAUCAAAUAGUGAUGAUGAUAAAGAAGCUGAAGCUAAAGACGAGGUGUCUGAAACCAAAGCUGCUAAUGAAACUGCAUCCAAUGAAGAAGAAAAAGUCUCUUCAAGGACGGAGGAGGACAGCAACUCUCUCUCUAACAGUAAUUCAAAAGUUAAUGGAGAAAUGAAUGGUUCUCAUUGUGAUAAAGUUGAAGCGAUGGAGGUAGAUGCUGCUGUUCCAAAUUCAAAUGUUUCUAGUACAAAGUCAUCGGAUGAAGACGCUGACACAGUGCCUGAAGAAAAAUCUGUAGCGGAAGAUAUUUCAAAAGAAGAUAGUGAUAAUGUAGACUCCUCUAUAGAUCCCAUAUCUAGUGAAAUGCCUGCAGAUGAAAGUUCCAAGGAGGGAAGUGAAGAUGGAGGCAAGGAAAAAGAUGUAGAAGAUGGAGACUCACCAGAUGUGGAUGGCUCUAAAGAUGAAGCUGAUUCCUGCAAAAAAGAAUCCAAUGAUCUCAAUUCGACAGACGUCUCUCGUGAUGGAGAUAACUCUGAAGCCACUCCCGAAAAAGGAAAGAAGUCGAAGAAGGCACCAGCAACCAUCUCACCAAUAACACCUCGAAGGAGCUCACGGAACUUAAACAAACAGAAGUCCACUUCAGACAAUGAUAAGGACAUUAGUAAACUAAUCAAAGAGAGUGUGUCCCCCUCUCUGACAAUCAGACCUGUUAAAGCUAAGAAUGAUGAUGAUGAAAUAGAAGAAAUAGUUCCAGUUGAUCCGCUAGCCGGAGAUUCUUCCUCGCCUAGUCCUCAAAAAUUAAAAAAUAAAACUAUAGUAGUCAAUGAUACAAAACGAUUAGCAGAAAUAGCAGGUAGUAAACAUCUCAAAACAAACAAAAAAGAACCAACGUUAGUUAUAAUAGACACGAAUGCGAUCCUCUCUGGUCGAGGACCUGUGCCUAUAUCUUCAAGUGGUACAACAACUCAUAUAAACAUUCCCAGCUCUAGGAGCUCAGGUUUUUCAAUGUUACCCGUCGCUUUACCAGCGCAAGGGAUGUACCCUCAAAUUCGAGCUACAACUGCUCAAGUUAUUCCCAAACCUGUAGUUAUCCAAGCAUCAGCUAAGCCCCAGCCUGCUAUUCUACCCACUCUAACAGACGAUAUGUUUGUCGUAGAAGCGCCUUCAUUCAUAGUCCCUUACGUCUAUGAGAAACCACCAGUCAAGCCACUGAAAGGGUAUUUGGACAAAAUGGACAAAGAGAUCAAAAGAGAAGCUGUGAGGAAGGUGAAAGAAGAGGAAGAGAAAGAGAAAAAAGCUAAAGAAGCCAGAGAUGCGAAAGAAGCAGAAGAAAAAGAAAAGAAGGCAGAUGAAGAUGAAGCAGCCAAAGGUGACUCUGAGGCAGAGGGAGAGGCCAAGAAAGAUGAUUCUAAAAUGGAAGUAGAUGAGCCAAAAAGCGAAGAUAAAGAUUCGUCCAGUGAAACGAAGAAAGAUGAGGAGAAGGAAGAUGAACCAAAGGAUGAGAAGAGUGAGAAGGAGGAAGAGAAAAAAGAAGACGGAAAGAAAGCAGAAGCCAAGGAGGAAGUCAAAGAGCCUGAGAAGAAAGAGGAGGACAAACCCAAGAAGUCAAGUCAUAGUUAUUUUGAUGCCCCUUUAGGAAAAUUCUUCAUGCAAAUUGGAAUCAAUUUGGUGCAAGAGUACGUGCAAACAGAUCUGCUGCGCUCUCAGAAGAGGAAGCUAGACAAAGAAGGCGCUAAGUGUACAGCAGAUACGCAAGCAGCGAUCGAAUCGCUGAGUAAAACGCUCGAGUUUAGCAAAGAGAACAACGAUCCGUUUAGAUUACCUCAAAGGAAGUGUGAAUACUGUAGCUUCAAAACGGAGUCUGCCCUGGUCAUGGCUCAUCAUCUAGAAACCCCUCACAUGAAGAACUAUGUGUAUAGGUGUAAUUUCUGUCCUCUGGAAGUGCGGAGUCCUCAUGACAUUCUGUAUCAUAUGGAAGCUGAGCACAAUAUCCGAGGUCGGUUGGAGCGAGCGCCUGCUUUCCAUCAGUGUCCAAGCUGUCCCUUCGAAGAUAAUCAGAAAGGGAAGUUGACGAGGCAUCUUAUUUCCUGUGGCAAGAAAUACCGUCCUGAAAGAAACCAGGAAGCACCAUUAGAUUGGGAACCUCCAGCAAAAAUCCCAAGAGUUACUAAAAAUAGGCCUACAAUGAGCCCUGGGAACGCUGUUUAUCAAGCAGCCAUGUCUGGCCUUAAGCAAGGUAACCCCGUUCACCACCCACUGUUGCCCAAACUAGCUGCCUCUCCGAUGCCCACCACUCAAGGCCUCCUUAAUCGGGGACGCGGACGACCUCAGGGACCUCAUACCCUUCUUCAACGUUUCCCUUCACCAGUCACCAAGAGCGCAUUGAAUCAGGCUAUCAGACCUGGUAUGAUCUACCGACCCUCUGGAUCAAAUUCUCAGCCUCAGGUCCUGUUACCUACCUCAUAUCAAAUAUCUGGAAACCAGCUUUUCCAGGUAACAAAGAGUAUAGCUGGCCAGAAAAAUUUGGUCCAACAGCAAGGUUUAGCAACUGCAAAAUUAUUGAAUCAACCUAGUAUAUCAAUUACGCCUUUACCGAGGCAAGGAUCUGCAAAUCAACCAGCUGCAAGUCAACAACAGCAAGUCAAGCCUGGCCGACCCCCAACAAGUGCGCAGAAGGGACAAUUUGUUAUCUGUGAAAUUUGUGAUGGCUACAUAAAAGAUUUGGAGCAGCUACGAAACCAUAUGCAAUGGAUUCACAAAGUUAAAAUACAUCCAAAGAUGAUUUACAAUCGACCACCCCUUAAUUGUCAGAAGUGUCAAUUCCGAUUCUUCACGGAUCAGGGUCUAGAGCGGCAUUUAUUAGGUUCUCAUGGUUUAGUUACAUCAUCUAUGCAAGAGGCUGCAAAUAAGGGCAAGGAUGGUGGUCGCUGUCCAGUCUGUGGCAGGGUUUAUCAGUGGAAGCUGUUGAACCACGUAGCCAGAGACCACAAUAUGUCCUUAAAACCAGCUCACCUCUCAUAUAAAUGCACCGUUUGUACAGCUACUUUUGGAAUGUAUAAGCAGUUUGAAAACCAUGUCUAUUCUGCUCACAGUGUAGUAGCCAAACGAGUCAUGGACAAGAAAGUCUCGUCUCCCCAACCGUCAACGAGUAGUAAUUCACAGAAUGAAUCUCUGUUGAAACCACUGAAAAUUAACGAUGAAAUCACGAUAAUACCUCAACCUGCUCGCUCCUCAAAACCUUCAUCGUCAACAUCCUCAGCAAAAAACAUGGCAACUAGACAACCUGUUAAAAAGACCUCCUUGCGUUCAUUGCUUGCAGGUGUAACAGUCUCUAAAAUCGACUAAUGUGGAUAAGAAUUCCAUUGAAUCUUGGGUAUCCCUCUCUGUAUGUACAAAGGCACUUGCCCUUUGAAAUCAUGGAAUUCGGAAUCUCUACUUCAGAAGCUGAGGAGUUCUGAAUAACACACUGGAAUAGAUAAAGGUCGUAUUUCCAUCAUCUGUCAAAUAAAAAAUUAUCUUUAGUUUUCAAAGUCCGUAUUUUGUAAAGAAUAACCUUUUAUUUUUUGGAAGAGUUUGUUUAUAAAGUUGAUGAUCCAUUGUAUUUGAUGUGAGUAAAAUUUCAAGGUGCAUAGUCUUUUAUAUAAAUAUAAAUACAAUUAUAUUUAUGUAUGAAUAGAUUUUAUUAUUUUUCUUGAAGCUCUUCCUUCUGUUCUGUCAUCUCAGUUUGAUCAGAACAUAUUGGAGAGAAAGGGAAAGAGCUUGUACAAUUUGCUGUAGUUGUUGAAUCACUCCAAGUUUUAAUCAUGACUCUCUUUUCGUCUCCUCUUUUUGGAAGUCCUGUAUUGAGCAGACUUUGAAAAGGUUGUUUUGAAUCGCGUCAUCUGUGUAUCUAUUGUUUUAGUUUUGAUUUUUAUCUUCUUCUGUAUUAUAAAAUUAAGUAAGGUUAAAUUUCAGAAAGUUUUUAAUUCGAUUUUUAUUGGGUGGUGUUUCUGUUGAAUGAAGUAUAAAAAUGUAAAUAUGCACAUGUGCCGAAGUAACGCACGCUCACUGAAGUUAAAAAUAAUGAAUGAGUUCUAUAUUUAUACCUAAUUUGUAAGUACGUGUGUUUAUAUUUAUAAAUAUCUUUAUGCAGAAAGGUACAGAACGGUUGGACACUCAAAAUGGAGAAAUAACCCAGUUACUUUUUCAUCUGUACAUGUCAACAUCAUUUACUUGAUACUGUGUACUUUUUAAGUAUUUAUUAAUUUAUCAUAGUCUCUUUCUUUUUUUUCUUUCAACUUUUUUAUGAAUAUGUAAUUCUGUAAAUACAUGUUUAAAAAAUAACAGAACAAAUUUAACAUAUGGAAUAAAAUUUGAGCCCAAUUUUUAAAUUUGGCAUUAAUCUCAA